Molecule: messenger RNA, 1772 nt
Organism: Talpa occidentalis (Iberian mole)
Lineage: Eukaryota; Metazoa; Chordata; Mammalia; Eulipotyphla; Talpidae
Gene: ADRA2B
Product: adrenoceptor alpha 2B
Exons: 1
Coding region: 338-1696 (452 amino acids)
Biological process (GO): regulation of vasoconstriction; regulation of smooth muscle contraction; adenylate cyclase-activating adrenergic receptor signaling pathway
Cellular component (GO): membrane
Molecular function (GO): alpha2-adrenergic receptor activity
Source: RefSeq, a predicted model, not a curated record
AGCGCGCGGCCCAGCGUCUCAGCAGCGGGGGCGGGAGGCACAACUUUACCCCGAUCCCGGGCGGGGCAGGGACUGCAGCGCGACAAGUUGGAAAACUUCUCCGGUGCGGACGGGGAGACUCCGGGCGCCGGUACAAAAGGAUGUAGGAGGGCGGUGGCUGACCCUCAACCUCCCCGGAUCUCCAAGGCCCUAUUCGGUCCGGCCAUGGGGCGCUAGCGCCUUCGGCGCCGCCAGGGGGUCGACCCUCCUGUCCUGCCGAGCUGGGUGGGACGGUGCUGUCACCCGUGGUGCCCGCGCUGGGCGAGCAGCGCCCCCUCUGGCCGGGUCCAGACCCGCCAUGGACCACCAGGAGCCCUACUCCGUGCAGGCCACCGCGGCCAUCGCGGCCAUCAUCAUCUUCCUCAUCCUCUUCACCAUCUUUGGCAACGCGCUGGUCAUCCUGGCUGUGCUGACAAGCCGCUCGCUGCGCGCCCCGCAGAAUCUAUUCCUGGUGUCGCUGGCCGCCGCUGACAUCCUGGUGGCCACGCUGAUUAUCCCUUUCUCGCUGGCCAACGAACUGUUGGGUUACUGGUACUUCCGGCGCAUGUGGUGCAAGGUGUACCUGGCGCUGGACGUGCUCUUCUGCACCUCCUCCAUCGUGCACCUGUGCGCCAUCAGCCUGGACCGCUACUGGGCCGUGAGCCGAGCCCUGGAGUACAACUCCAAGCGCACCCCGCGCCGCAUCAAGUGCAUCAUCCUCAUGGUGUGGCUCAUUGCAGCUGUCAUCUCGCUGCCAUCCCUUGUCUACAAGGGCGACCAGGGCCCCCAGCCCAGUGGGCGCCCCCAGUGCAAUCUCAAUCAAGAGACCUGGUACAUCCUGGCCUCCAGCAUUGGAUCCUUCUUUGCACCCUGCCUCAUCAUGAUCCUUGUCUACCUGCGCAUCUAUCUGAUUGCCAAACGCAGCCACUGCAGAGGUCCCAGGGCCAAGGGAGCCCCUGGGAAGAGUAAGUUUAAGCAGUCCCGCCAGGUCCCUGGUGGAACUUUAGCCUCAGCCAAGGUGCCAAACCUGGCCACUCAUCUGGUUGCUGCCGGAGAGACCAAUGGACACUCCAAGCCCACUGGGGAGAAGGAAAUGGGGGAGACCCCUGAAGAUUCUGGAACUUCUACCUUGCCACCCAGCUGGCCUGCUCUUCCCAACUCAGGCCAAGAUCAAAAGGAAGGUAUUUGUGAGGCAUCUCUGGAGGAAGAAGCUGAAGAAGAGGAGGAGGGCGAGGAGGAGAGGGAGGAAGAGUGUGAGCCUCAGGCCUUGCCAGCAUCUCCUGCCUCGGCUUGCAGCCCACCGCUGCAGCAGCCACAGGGCUCCCAGGUGCUGGCUACCCUCCGUGGCCAGGUGCUCCUCGGCAGGGCUGCUGGCGCUGCAAGUGGCCAGUGGUGGCGUCGGCGGACACAGCUAUCCCGUGAGAAGCGGUUUACCUUCGUGCUGGCCGUCGUCAUUGGUGUCUUUGUGCUCUGCUGGUUCCCUUUCUUCUUCAGCUACAGCCUGGGUGCCAUCUGCCCACAGCAAUGCAAGGUGCCCCAUGACCUCUUCCAGUUCUUCUUCUGGAUCGGCUACUGUAACAGCUCGCUGAACCCUGUCAUCUACACCAUUUUCAACCAGGACUUUCGCCGUGCCUUCCGAAGGAUCCUUUGCCGCCAGUGGACCCAGACGGCCUGGUGAGCCCGCCUGCCCACUGCCCAUGUACGGUUGGUGCCAGGUGGCACCCGGGCCAUCCUGCUUCUUACCCUCCUUUAUG